Messenger RNA from Triticum dicoccoides, 5830 nucleotides. RefSeq lists its product as uncharacterized. The transcript is spliced from 2 exons. Lineage: Eukaryota; Viridiplantae; Streptophyta; Magnoliopsida; Poales; Poaceae. The record is from RefSeq and is a predicted model, not a curated record. Bases 1719 to 3410 code for a protein of 563 amino acids.
GAAUCCCUAGCUGCAGCCCGAUCCCCUUUGGGCCUGGCGACACCUCUGUCUCUCCCUCACCUCUCCUUCUCCAGCUCCGGCCGCCGCCACGGCCAGGCCGGCGUGGUGGUGCGCCUUCCAUCCAUCAGCCCCGCAAGCCACCACCAUCUCCACCAGCACCGCUCACCACCUCGCGUCGCUGCGUCGCCCAGCACCCUCACGCACCAUCCAACAGCGCCGCCACCAGCGCCGCAUCUCCACCAUCACCCCCUGCUGCUGCUCCUGAUCCUGCUCCUUCUUCCUUUGCCCUGCUGCUUCUUCCCUCUCCUCAAAUCCUAUUGCUGCUAGACUUCUUCUUCCCUCAACCUCAACUGCUGCCGCUCCUAGUCCUCUCUGAACCACAAACCUGCUGCUGCUCAUAGUCCAUUCUGAAUAAUAAAACUGCUACUGCUUCUCUUCUUCUACUGCGCCCCCUUGCCGAUAUCUCACGCUGCUGCUCCUCCCUUCAUCACGCUACUGUUUCUUUCUUCUCCCUACCUCGCUGCUGCUCUGCCCUCUGCUGAUGUACCUCUCCUUCUCCAACUCGCUCCCCGCUGAUCCUCUCCAUCACCUACACCAUCUACAGCUGCAAGCCUAAAGAUUGACUGGGAAUUAAUCUUUGAAUCUCUCCCUUUUCUUGCUACUGUACUCUGAAUUUUCUGUAAUAGGAGUUGUGUAGGACUUUUAAGUUUCAGAUUUUGAUAAGUGUUUGCAACCAACUAGUUUGAUCAGUUUGUACUUGUUAAAUAUCAUGUCAUGAAUUCUAUGUUCUGAAUAGUGGAUUUCUUUUCUUUCGAAACUAAGUGAUGUCUAACAUUUUGGCUUUGGUAAUAUGCGUUCUGUCGGCAUAUAUAUGUGUUCACCCUGUGUAUUUCCUCUCGCUGUACUAGUUAAUUUCUACUAGUAAUUUUUACUUGUUAAAUACUGUUGUGUUGAUCUGUGGGUACUAAUCUUGUGGCUUGUUAGAUUUCGUUUCUGUUGUCUCUUGUGUAACCUGAACCGUGGUGUAGUAUCCUAUUCGCAUAUGUGUGGUUUUGUGUGUUCUGUAGUCCCUGUAUUAGCUAUGUACCUGUGAUAUAUAAAUGUGUGUGUGUGUGUGUGUUUGAUUUGAAACAAUUAUGUUUUGUCAUAUAUUCUCGCUUCUUUCCUUUGUUUAUGUUUGAUAGUAAUGUGUCUUUGUCUUGUAGCUUUAAUUGAUAUUGACUCCUGUUUGUGUUAGUAUUGUAGAUCCGCUAGUAAUACAAAAAUACUAAAAAGACAGAGUAAAGAUAAUCUUCAUCUCCCUUUGCUUAUUUGUCAUUUUCUCUGUUGAUGAUCCUUGUUAGUGUUAGGUUUAUUUUCUAUUCUCAUCAUUCAAUUGGGUCACCUAGCUUUAGUCGAACGUACUUGUCGUCGCCUAGUCCCUGUGGAGAACACGACACUCAUAGUUUGGGCGUAAAAAUCCCGCUACACUUACAAUUGAUCAUUUUGGCGCCGUUGCCGGGGACUAGCAUCGAGCGAUUGUGUGAAGCUUUAGACUAGGCUUAGUAUAGUUCUUGUUUAAAUUUCCAGUCAAAUUUAUUUCUGUGUUUCUUUUACCUUUUUACUUUUUGUUGCUUCGGCUUAUUAGGAUACUAACCCUCUCACCAGAGCUUGAUGUUUGUGAGCGUGUGUAGGAUAUCUUACUAUUUGUAGGCUGAUUGACAGUUGCGCUUGAACAUAUGGCUUUAGUACGUGAUCUUUGGUUGCCAAGUAGUUUGGGCACGAUGACAGGGCCAAUUUGGCCAUCUAUUGAGGCCGAAAAUUUUGAGUUGAGGCCUGGACUUAUUGCUCUCGUCUUGCAGAAUCAGUUUAGAGGAUUACCCAAUGAAGACCCUCAUGAGCACAUUUGUAAUGUCCUGGAGUAUGCCAAUACUGUCCAGUACCAUGGCGUUUCCCAAGAUGCUAUCAAGUGUAUGCUGUUCACAUUCUCUCUCAGAGAUGCUGCUAAGGACUCGUACUAUUCUUUGCCAUCAAGAUCAUACACUUGGGGUGAUAUUUCACAAGCUUUCCUGCACAGAUAUUUUCCACUUUACAAGCAAGCUGCAAUUCGUGACCAGAUCCUCAGUUUUGCGCAAGAUGGAAGUGAGAGCUUGUAUGCAGCUUGGGAGAGAUAUAAGUAUUUGCUUAGAAAAUGUCCUAAUCAUGGGCAAAAGGAUUGGUUAGUGCUCCAGAUAUUCUAUAGAGGGCUGACACAUGCUUCGAGAGAUCUUAUUGAUAUGUCAGCUGGUGGAACAAUCAUGAACAAGACCGUUGAGGGUGCAAUUAUUCUCAUUGAGAGCAUUGCCUUCCACCAAAUGCAAUGGGGUUGUGAAAGGCCUAAUUCAAAUCCGAAGGUUGCAAGCCAUCUGCAAUCAGAAGCUGUGUGUUCCAUAAGUGAACAGAAAUCAUCCAUGGUGCCUAAUAUUCAAAACCAGCAUGUUCCAUUCCGGGGACAACAACAUUUCAGAGCUGAAUUAGAUCCUCCAUGUAGAAAGAUUGAUCUUACUUCAAGUAUCCUUGAUGAUGAUUAUGAUAUUUUUCAAGAUGAUGCAACCAUUGUAGAUCGGAUGGAAACCACAGUAGCAGAUCCAAUACCUCAUGGCAAUGAAACUGUCCAGAUUGAGUCAAAGUUGCAAGAAGAUGUUUAUGAGGAACCUACUCUGAUUGAUGCUAAGUUGAGACAGCAAGAUAUGGAGAAAUUCACUUGUGUUAGUCAACUAUGUGACUCGUGGAAUUUAGUCGUGGCACCAAUUGCCCACACUUGUGUUACAACUGUAUCUGGGAUAUUUGUCAAGAAGAAAUCAUUAGCUCCACCGGUGGUUGCCUCUAUCUCAGUUAAAGAGAGUAUCUCAGAGAAGAAUAGUGAAGAUGAGAUUCCAACUCCUGCACAUACAUCUAAGCAAGUCGGAGACAUUCCAAGGAGAGAGAUAGUUGGGUCAAAUUUAGAAGAGUUGAUACUUCAAUAUCCUGAGAAGAUCCCACGUGUUGCUGAGCUGCAUGACUGGUGGAAGUCAUCAGUGUCAGUGUUGAAACUUAGCAGUGAUGGUGAUGAGGAGAAUAUUGCUCAGAAAGACAGCGAGGUAGUGAUCUCAGCACCCCUACCAGAUCAUGUUAGUGCAUAUUCACAGAUGGGGACACUUCAGACUCAAUUAGGUGUUGCUGGUAGUAGCACCAUAGAAGAUCCAGAGGAAGAGAGAUCUCAACUUGAAGAAGAAAUACUCGAAGAGGAGGAACAAGAUGAUCCAGAGCUCGAACAACCAAGUGAUCAAGUUGAAGAUUCAUCAUCUACUACUCUUGAAGAAGCAAAAGAAGUUGUUGUAGAUGAACUUGAAGAACCAGAAAUUCAUUUGCCUAUUGUCAUACAAGAGCGUGAUGUAGAAGGUUCGAGGUGACAUCCCUUGGGAUCCUGGUGGAGUCAGAGCAUGGCGAUGAGGAGAAGUAAGGAGCACACAUGAAGAGAGAAGCUGGAGCAGGCAUGAGGAUAGGGAAGCAAAAGGAGAGGAGUAACAAUGCACGAGGAAGCAAAGGAGAAGAGUUGCAGUUUAGAGAGUGUCGAGCGAGUGCUACGUCCUAUAAAAACCCGGUGAGCUGUUUCAUGACCUAUUCCGAGUAUAUCAUCCAUUGAUACAUGCUGAAAUCAAAUGUUAUUUGGGUUGCUUAAGCCAUGCCUUAAAUGUUGCCCCACUGAAUUUUAUUUGACAUAUGGUGCUUGAUGUGAAUAUGUGAAGUGAGUGUUGAAUGCCUUGUAACCUAGUAAUCUACACAAUGCUUGCUUUGCUGAAAUUAGUGAAAGCUAUUAGUUUUGAGUGCUCAAAUCCCUACUACACUAGAAAACUUAAUCAUUUUCUGCUUUUACCUUGAUACACCUAGAUCAUUAAGUGUCAGAUGCUGAGUUUGUGCCUAAUGUGUUCCCAUUGAGAGCAAUCACCUAACCACUAUGGAUUAGCAUGCUACGUUCCCUGGAUCGGUAGCAUGUGAACCAGACAUGGAGAAGUGAUGAUUCCUAUUUUUGUGCUUAUGCGUUGUUCAUUUAAGAUUAGUAAUAAUGAAUAAAUUAGUUUGACUACCUAUAGUAGCAUGUCAUGUUCUCGGGAUUGGUGGCAUGUGAAAUCGGGUUAGCUUGGGCAGUAAUUAUUAAUAAAAACAUGUAAUUGUCGAACCAGGUGUAUACCAUGUUCUCGGGAUCGGUGGUAUGUUCCUUUGGGGAGACAAACAAAAAAAACUAAUAUUUGGUUGAGCCAGGUGUAUACCAUCUUCUCGGGAUCGGUGGUAUGUUCCUUUGGUGAGACUGAUAAAAUAAUAUCUUUGCUUCCUUCAAAUUCAAUAAGUGGUUCAACCACAAUGUUGUGUUCCUGGCAAUAAGUGAUCUGAUCACAAGCUUUGUUCUCGGGAUCAUGCUCUCUUUAGGAACCUUUUGGCACAAUCAUCAUUUGAACUUGUUGAUCCACUUUUAUCAUUGUAAAAGUUUAAAAUGAUUGAGUCUACUAGUAUCCUAUUGCUUUGUAGCACUCUUGACCAUUAAUUUUCAUUAGCUAAGUCCAAAGCAUGCAUUGUUUAGAGAUCUACUUCACUUGGACAUUCUCUAGUCAGCUCACAAUUCAAUAUCUAGUUCUUGUCAUAUUCCUUUGCUUGAGGACAAGCAAAGAUUUAAGUGUGUGGGAACUUGAUAAGCACAUUUCAUAUACAUAAUUUUGGCAUUGAGUUAUACCAUUCGUCGAGUUAUGCCCAUCUAUUCUUGCUAAGUUUAGUUGAAUAUUUGCAUGAAAAUCAUAUAAUGAAUCAUUUACUAGUCAUUGUGUUUCUUUUGCAGAAAAGUGCGACAAGGCACUAUAAUCUACAAGUUUCUGUCUAGAAAGUAUUGAGGAACAAGACAAGGGCAAGAAAGAAAGAGUGGAGGGAUCAACUUGUGAAGUAGGAAGAGAAGUAGAAGGGCCAAAGUGCAAAAGUACAGAUCUGAGGAGAGGAUCAAAAUCCCUAGCUGCAGCCCGAUCCCCUUUGGGCCUGGCGACACCUUUGUCUCUCCCUCACCUCUCCUUCUCCAGCUCUGGCCGCCGCCACGGCCAAGCCGGCGUGGUGGUGCGCCUUUCAUCCAUCAGCCCCGCAAGCCACCACCAUCUCCACCAGCACCGCUCACCACCUCGCGUCGCUGCGUCGCCCAGCACCCUCACGCACCAUCCAACAGCGCCGCCACCAGCGCCGCAUCUCCACCAUCACCCCCUGCUGCUGCUCCUGAUCCUGCUCCUUCUUCCUUUGCCCUGCUACUUCUUCCCUCUCCUCAAAUCCUGUUGCUGCUAGACUUCUUCUUCCCUGAACCUCAACUGCUGCCGCUCCUAGUCCUCUCUGAACCACAAACCUGCUGCUGCUCAUAGUCCAUUCUGAAUAACAAAACUGCUGCUGCUUCUCUUCUUCUACUGCGCCCCCUUGCUGAUAUCUCACGCUGCUGCUCCUCCCCUCAUCACGCUGCUGUUUCUUUCUUCUCCCUACCUCGCUGCUGCUCUGCCCUCUGCUGCUGUACCUCUCCUUCUCCAACUCGCUCCCUGCUGAUCCUCUCCAUCACCUACACCAUCUACAGCUGCAAGCCUGAAGAUUGAUUGGGAAUUAAUCUUUGAAUCUCUCCCUUUUCUUGCUACUGUACUCUGAAUUUUCUGUAAUAGGAGUUGUGUAGGACUUUUAAGUUUCAGAUUUUGAUAAGUGUUUGCAACCAACUAGUUUGAUCAGUUUGUACUUGUUAAAUAUCAUGUCAUGAAUUCUAUGUUCUAAAUAGUGGAUUUCUUUUCUUUCGAAACUAAGUGAUGUCUAACAUUUUGGCUUU